Molecule: messenger RNA, 893 nt
Organism: Egretta garzetta (little egret)
Lineage: Eukaryota; Metazoa; Chordata; Aves; Pelecaniformes; Ardeidae
Product: aldehyde dehydrogenase family 3 member B1-like
Exons: 2
Coding region: 594-827 (77 amino acids)
Biological process (GO): aldehyde metabolic process
Cellular component (GO): cytoplasm
Molecular function (GO): aldehyde dehydrogenase (NAD+) activity
Source: RefSeq, a predicted model, not a curated record
ACUGCACCAGGGGAGCGGUGGCCUUUGGUUUUUUUCUGUUUUCUUCAGCCUCAUUCCUUCACCCAGGAAUGUCCCUGGGCGGUAGCUACACAGCAACUCCCUCUGGCUGCGCAGAAAUCGGAUGAAUUGGCUCUGAGGAAGCCUUCACUGAAAGCAACUGGGGGCUUUUGUUCCCACCUCUGGAGCGGUGUCUGGUGGAGCUGAAGCUCUUGAGAUACCAAAUCCACAUCUUCAACCACAUCCUCCUACUGUGCCUGCCUGCUGGGGGGGGGUGGUGCGGGGCCAGGCAGCGUGCCAUGAUGUGGGUGGCACGCUGGAGGGGUGGCUCUGUCACCCAUCCUUGCCACUGCAAGGCCACAGGGUGUCCCAGGGUGUGGGUGUGCGUCUGCCCUAGCAGAGACGGUCAGAUCUUUCCAGGAGACUGUGCUGACCUCUGCGAGGACAACCACCGUGGGGUGGCCAUGGGGCUGUGCCCACAGCGGUGGCCACACUGACCUCCUGUGUGUCCCCAGCCACCCUUCGAAACGGAGGUCUCCGAGAUCUCCAUUUGCAGGAGCGAGCUCAACCACACGCUCAACAACCUGGGCACCUGGAUGAAGGAUGAGCAUGUGGAGAAGAACUGGGUGACGCAGCUGGACUCGGCCUUCAUCCGCAAGGAGCCCUAUGGGGUGGUGCUCAUCAUCGGGCCCUGGAACUACCCCAUAAACCUCCUUUUGGUGCCCCUCAUCGGGGCCAUCGCUGCGGGUGAGGCUGGGCUGUGUCCCUGCCGUGCUGGCUGGCACCAGAGCCUCAUUGUGGGGGGUUUUCCCAUGUCCUCCCUGGGGUGAUGGUGGUGGGGCUGCACUGGGGGCAGGCUUCUGCUCCCCAAAAGCGAGGUCCUUACCAGGAGGGAG